AUGUCCACCUUCAUUGUUGGACAGGGCGCCAUGGGCUCACUUGUGGCCCAUGAGCUUGCACUUGGCCAGAGGCAUGUGCCCACGCUUCUCAUGAAGUCGAGGAAAUCGCUCGAUGUUUAUUCGAACAAUGGUGGCUCGAUCACAGUGAUGAGGCCUCUGCGGGCAGAUUCAAUAGCAAGCACAGUGCCCGUAGAGGCAAUACAUGGCCUCGGAAGCAAACUUUCAGGAGAAGAAAGCAUUAAAAACUUGAUCAUUGCCACGAAAACUUACAGCACUGCAGACGCCAUCCAGAGCUAUCUACCUUAUAUCUCUCAAGACACGAACAUAUUGUUUUUACAAAACGGAAUGGGCGUCGUGCCUCGGUUGAAGGAGAGCUUCUGGCCCAACUCGUGGGAAGUGCCAAAACUCUACCAUGCGAUAAGCACGCAUGGGGCCUUCAAAACGUCACCCAACGUCGUGCAUCAUGUGGGGCUUGGGAACCUUCUUAUAUCCCAGCUUCCGUUGGGAGACCAAAAUAACAAGUUUCCUUCUUAUAUACCACUGGACAUACCCGAGAUAGUCCAGGGUCUCACCGAGAGCUCUCAUCUUGAGACGCUGUAUGUGCCGUAUGCGCAAUUCAUCCUCAAACAAAUGGAGAAAUUGGUGGUCAAUGCUUGCAUCAACCCGCUCACGACCACACUAGAUUGUCUCAAUGGGGAUUUACUUUUCGCAAAGAACCUCACCUACACGUUGAACAAGAUCAUCGGGGAAUGCAUUGAAUGUUUCAAGAAGGAAUAUGACAUAAUCUCCAUGGAUUCUGAGGCGGGCGUCAUUCUUUCCCGGGACCGGCUCUUGUCCUCUGUUUUGUCUAUCUGCAAAUCUACUGCAAUGAAUAGCUCUUCGAUGAGAGAGGAUGUUCGCCGGCUCAAAUACACCGAGAUUGACGCUAUCAAUGGGUAUAUUGUUAGUUUGGGCAUCAAGAGGAAGGUUGCCACGCCUGCAAACCGAAUGCUUCUCGACUUGGUGAGAAAUAAAGUGGCGAUCGAGAAAGCAAAGGAAAACCAAGCUUUACACCGCUCGUUCAGGAUGUGA
Molecule: messenger RNA, 1071 nt
Organism: Metschnikowia bicuspidata var. bicuspidata NRRL YB-4993
Lineage: Eukaryota; Fungi; Ascomycota; Pichiomycetes; Serinales; Metschnikowiaceae
Product: 2-dehydropantoate 2-reductase
Exons: 1
Coding region: 1-1071 (356 amino acids)
Biological process (GO): pantothenate biosynthetic process
Cellular component (GO): cytoplasm; mitochondrion
Molecular function (GO): 2-dehydropantoate 2-reductase activity; NADP binding
Source: RefSeq, a predicted model, not a curated record